AUGUUCUUUCGCAUUCUCGCACUCCUUCCCCUCGUCUCUCUUGCUACCGCAGACCCUCUCGUUGGUCGUACCGAUUUUGAGCCCCUCUCUGAUGCUCUCGGUAAAGUCAAUACGACGAUGAGCGAGCUGAACAGCGCUUGCACCACCUUUCAAAUGGCGGCCAACGCCGACGGCGCCCAGAAAAUCUGCGCUAGAGCAACCGACUACGUUUCGGCAAUCGAGUUUGCCAUCCAGGCGAUCCCGAGCGACUGUUCUUUUCCGGCGACCGACUACGUGACAACGGUCAACCAAGCCAAAGAUAUAGCGCCCUCUAUGCCGACCACUGCUGAAUGCUUGACCGAUUCGGAGCCCUACCUCCCUGAAGCCGACCCCGACUGUCCGAUCGCCGAGACGAUCACAAUGGAGAUGGAAGCUCUGAUGGAUAAGCUCUCUACUUGUCGUCCGGUAAUUAUUUUAACUGCUUUAUAUGAACGGUACAGAGCUGAUGAGGGUCGUACAUAG
Desarmillaria tabescens is the source of this 501-nucleotide messenger RNA. RefSeq lists its product as uncharacterized. The coding region runs from base 1 to 501 and encodes 166 amino acids. The record is from RefSeq and is a predicted model, not a curated record. The transcript has 3 exons. Lineage: Eukaryota; Fungi; Basidiomycota; Agaricomycetes; Agaricales; Physalacriaceae.